Penicillium cosmopolitanum is the source of this 1536-nucleotide messenger RNA. RefSeq lists its product as uncharacterized. Bases 1 to 1536 code for a protein of 511 amino acids. Lineage: Eukaryota; Fungi; Ascomycota; Eurotiomycetes; Eurotiales; Aspergillaceae. The transcript is spliced from 4 exons. The record is from RefSeq and is a predicted model, not a curated record.
AUGCAGAAAAUAUUGCUUUGUGCUCUGCUUGUUGCUGGAGCGUUGGGUAUCCCCAGUGGGAAUCAACGUCGGUCCGACACCGAAGCUAGCAGUACCACCGAAGCGAGUAGCACCACCGAAGCCACUGCAACUGCUACCCCCACGGACAUUAUAUUCCAAAUUGGCGAGGUCUGCAGAGACGGUGGUAUGAAUCAAACUACUUGGAAUACGUUUGGUGUCGAUAAUCAAACGGGAAAUAUCUGGACUCAAUUCCCCACUGACAUUUGGCAUAAUCAUCAGGUUAAUGAUGAUGCAUCCCAUGUCACUUUUUUGAUGAACAUACUUGACCUAUCAGGUAAAUGUGAAGCCAACGGGGACUGCGAUCUUGUCUCUCAUUUUGAUGUUUCAACUUGCAAAUCCUAUGAGAAUGAUUUUUGGACUCCGAUGUUUUAUUUCAUCCUCAGUGCCCUGGAGAAUUUCCACUCAUGGCCGUCCACGAUGCAGGACACUAUAAAUGACGUGGGAACCAGCAUAGGAACCACAGCUACAAAAAUCGUGGACGAUUUCAAGCACGAUAAGGCCAGCGAGGAUAGCACUUCUAACAGUCUUGCUCUUGCGAGUUCUGUUUUGACAAUGCUGUCAGGGGCCCUUGCUGUUUGUGGUCCAUGUUCAGCGGUGGUUACGGUCGCUGGAGGUGCAUUGUCAAUGGGUUCAGGUAUAGCGGGAGCAACCUCAGACACGGCUGCUGAACUUCUUCAGGAGGAAAUUUCAGAUAUCGGGGACCUCGAAUUAACCCUUAAAAAAUCCACUGACGUUCUAGCAAAUGUUAUUGGAGCCGUUGGCAAGCAAGUCCUUGGUACCAGUAUCAGCGACAUGGGCAGGGAUUUUUAUGAUUACGCGUAUAGCGCCCCUAGCGUGCUUCAAGAUGGCAUGUUUGCAGCUCCAUUUGAGGAAUGGGAUGACGUUAAGGAAAACUUGAAUAAAAACUUCGCCGCUUCCGCCAUCAAUCCGGUCUGGGGAAAGGAUCAGGUAUUUAUCGCAAAGGGCACACGUACCAUCAAUGGUGAAAAACUCGGAGACUUCAAGAUACGUGGACAUGAUCUUGUUAAUGAUGCUCGAGUCUGCGAUGAUGGUGAAGAUGGAGACGGCACUUGCUACUUUUUCGUGAUGGCCCAGUCAUUCAGAAAAUCCGCUGCCGCAUUAGGAGAAGGAGGAGGUAUCAAGAAUCCUAGGGGUCUAGACAAACUUGACGAGUUUGGUCUAGACAAGCUUCAAUUCGCCAAAUCAGCCGACUGGUACCAGAACACGUUUGGGGCCUACCUUAAGAACGCCACUGCUAGUGAUAUGUACAAUGCUCUCAAAAAUAUCGAUACAUCGUCAAACUACUUUGUCAAUAUGCCAGUGGUGAGCUUCGACAAUGCUCCUGGGAUUGAUCCGCAUAAUCCAGGUUCUCUAGGAAAUGUCUAUCACACGGAGGAUUAUUUCCUUGAAGAACUAUCGCGUUAUGUUCAACCUGAUACACUCGAUGGCUGGCCUUAUGCCAGUAUGUGGGAUUAA